UCAAAUCAAGGUACCUAACCUUAGCCCAAAAAUCGAAUAGAGAGAGAGAAAAUAAAAGAAAUGAAAAUGUCAGGUCACAGAAGCAGCUUUAUCUUCUUUUUUCUGACCUCGCUUCCAUCCCCUUUCGUAGUAAUCAUUCCACACCUCACUCUCUUUUCUUCUCUCACUAAACAAAACCCCUUCUCAUCUCACAGUUCUCUCUCCCUCUCCCUCUCCCUCUCCCUCUCCCACACACGCAGUAGCAGCAGCACACAAAUUGAAAUGAAUCGUUUUUAAUGCCAUCGCUUCUCCCUCUUUCUGUGUGUAUGUAAAAUCUUUGUUUUCAUCAGACAAAGGUGCAGAAAGUUGCGUCUCAGAUCCCCAUAUACACCGAAAACGAUACAGCUCUCUCUCUCUCUCUCUCUCUCUCUCUCUCUCUCUCUCUCUCGUAACCCUCAUCAACACAGCACCCUAUAGAGUGGUCCUCAACCUCUUCCUUCUUCCUCCUUCCUUCCCCUAUAUUAUUCCGAGUUCACUGCUUUGCCUUUAACACUAUCUUUAGCUCAAAGGAAAUGCAAGAACCAAACUUGGGAAUGAUGGGUGGUUUAAGCGGAGAGGUAUCCGGCGAUCACCACCGCCAACUGAAGGCGGAGAUAGCCAGUCAUCCGCUCUAUGAGCAGCUUCUGGCUGCACACGUGGCAUGCCUCCGUGUUGCCACUCCCAUCGAUCAGUUACCACUCAUCGACGCUCAGUUAUCUCAGUCUCACCAUAUUCUUCGCUCUUAUGUCUCACACCACACCCAAGCCCAUUCUCUUUCCCCUCAUCAUCGCCAAGAACUUGACAACUUUCUGGCACAAUAUUUGAUAGUUUUGUGUACUUUCAAAGAACAGCUACAACAACAUGUCAGAGUCCAUGCCGUCGAGGCUGUCAUGGCAUGCCGUGAUAUCGAAAAUACCUUACAAGCUCUCACAGGAGUCAGUUUGGGAGAAGGAACUGGGGCAACAAUGUCGGAUGAUGAAGAUGAUAUGCCGAUGGAUUUUUCUUUAGAUCAAUCUAGUGCUGAAGGGCAUGACAUGAUGGGAUUUGGUCCGUUACUUCCUACAGAAUCUGAAAGGUCACUGAUGGAAAGAGUUCGUCAGGAACUAAAGAUUGAGCUGAAACAGGGUUUUAAGUCAAGAAUUGAAGAUGUCAGGGAAGAAAUAUUAAGGAAACGAAGAGCUGGGAAAUUACCAGGUGAUACCACUUCGGUGUUAAAGAACUGGUGGCAGCAACAUGCCAAGUGGCCUUACCCAACUGAAGAUGACAAGGCAAAACUUGUGGAGGAGACAGGGUUGCAGCUGAAGCAAAUUAAUAACUGGUUCAUCAACCAAAGGAAACGCAACUGGCACAGCAACUCUCAAUCGGUUACCUCUUUGAAGUCCAAGCGCAAAAGGUAGAGACAUAUUUUGUCCCUAACUAUAUGGAGCAGCUAGCAACACAACAAUAUAUAUAUGGACUUACUUUGUGCUUAUUGCUGAUAGAAUUUAGCCCCACUAAGAUUCGACUCAGAUGCAGAAGAUAGUAGAUGGUUUAUUGUAAUGUAAGAUAGCUGGAAAGAAAAAAAACAAAAAAAGCUGGUUGUAAAUUUGUGGAAUUUGACGUAUGCAAACUUUUCUGUUAGGUGUGGUUGCUCCCUUUCUUUUAACUGUAUUUGUAAAUUGUUUGCUGUUUUUCUGACCGGCGAAAGAAUUAUUACUAUUACGAUGUAUACAGAUGCUUGAAAGGUUAGCUGACCUUCAUAUAUACUUUCUUUGACCUCUAAUAUCACAUUAGUUAUUAUAUAUCAAAAAGGAGAAUACAAAAUUUCUCUCUUCAC
Molecule: messenger RNA, 1834 nt
Organism: Abrus precatorius (Indian licorice)
Lineage: Eukaryota; Viridiplantae; Streptophyta; Magnoliopsida; Fabales; Fabaceae
Product: homeobox protein knotted-1-like 7
Exons: 5
Coding region: 552-1415 (287 amino acids)
Biological process (GO): regulation of DNA-templated transcription
Cellular component (GO): nucleus
Molecular function (GO): DNA binding
Source: RefSeq, a predicted model, not a curated record